This is a messenger RNA of Pseudomyrmex gracilis, 5042 nucleotides long. RefSeq lists its product as uncharacterized. NCBI's taxonomy places the organism in Eukaryota, Metazoa, Arthropoda, Insecta, Hymenoptera, Formicidae. Gene Ontology annotation, molecular function: actin filament binding; small GTPase binding. The transcript is spliced from 7 exons. The record is from RefSeq and is a predicted model, not a curated record. Gene Ontology annotation, biological process: regulation of cell shape; cell migration; cortical actin cytoskeleton organization. The coding region runs from base 1535 to 5020 and encodes 1161 amino acids. Gene Ontology annotation, cellular component: cytosol.
CGAGCACACCAGCGUCCUCUCCUCUCUUGUUGUUCGAUCGCUCGAGUCACGGCGCGCCUAGGCCGCGCCAACCGAGGAAGAAGAAGAAGAAGAAGAAGAGAGACGAGCAGGUCUCUCGUUGGAGAGGCGAACCAAGAGAGGCGAUGUGCUGCACACGUGCACCUCGGGGCAUUCGCGGGUUGGCAGUCGGCUCUUGAAAGCCGCCCGGUGAAUGCCUCACGUACGCUCUCGUACACGCGUUUUUUUAUCAAUCUCUCCCGGCGCACCUAGGGGUUCGUGCCUGGCGGCAGUGCUGGCAGAAUCCUUCGCGUCAAAGGAAGGUAUUAUCGAGAGGGAAUCUCUCCCACGUGUGAGGGAAGGGAGGGGGAAAGAAGGGAGAGCACCGAUAAUUUUCACGGUUGUGUCCGUAAUGCGCAGUGUGUUGAAUGUUUAUGCGAGCAAGUGCCAGCAACAGACGAAGAAGAAGAAGAAGAAUAGAGUGAGAACGGUGCCGAGUGCGAUUUUUAACACACUGGGAUACUAAGCAGUCGCUUCGUGUCGUUCUUGCGACACGCCGGUUGGUGGUGAUUUUAAUGCCGCGGAUGGGAUUAAAUUGACGUCUGCUGAACGGAACGCGAGAGAGAGAACUCAAUGGGACUUCACAGCUUUUGUGCGCGCUUUGAAGCAUUUGCAAUUGUUCUUUGUUCCAAUCUUCAUAUUGCAAGAGCGCUACUAAAUAUUUGUGUAGGUGUGUGGUUUUUUGUUUCGCGCGCUCACAAUGCUGCGCGCGUGUAAACAUGAACUUUACGACUCAAAACAAAUUUUCAUUCGCCCACAGUUUAGUUUUUAGAUGACACAAAAACAGUUCGAGAUACAUUAUUGUGUAACGGAUACGAAUAUUUGCAUAAAACAUUCGUUCGAAAGCAAGUCAUGUAGAAGCGAACUUAUAACGCGGAACUUGCGCGAUCUGUUUCAGAAAUCGAAUUAAGGCGAAGAAAAAAUCGUCGGUCCAAAAAGAAUUAUAUAAAUGAUAGACCGCGAUCGCGCGCGGAUUCGCCUCCGGAGUUAUCUCCCCGGGAAGGAAGAUGCAAGCUAUUACUUAAGUUGUUACACGAGUCUGACUGAAGGCCGGGGUCGUGGCACGCAAGAGAUUCACGCAGUCCAGAAUCCCACGGCCCUAAUGAUCGGUCAUGCGAUCAAACGCUAAUCUUUGUGGUGCAUGAUGUGCUGCGCGCGUGUAAACAACUUCCCGACCGGAAAAGUUGCGUAGUCUCAACCGAGUUUCCGAGAUCGGCUGCGUCGAGUGUAAUUAAUUAAGUGCGCCGAAUCGAUUAAAAAGUUUCACGGAUAUGUGCAACCGAACUUUUACAAGAAAAGAGACUGAAACUAUGUCGUUAAAACGUGAACAAAACUACGAUUUCGCGCUCAAACAGUGUCGAGUGUUCAGCGAAAUGAAUUUUUUUAAACUUGACUCAUUUUUACUUCGUUCCGGUGCUUGUACGUGCGACGAAAUAUAACUUGCGGAACUUUCGAAGAUAAGAAAAAAAAAAAAACGAUGGGAAACACGAGAUCGCAACCGUGUCGGCGAAACAAACCGCUCUACCUGUUCUAUCUUAUUCACCGCACGUGGAGCGUCGUGGUGGAUCAUCGGAAGGAUCAGAAUCGGUGCGACGAUACCGACAGAGACACGGAUCUGUCGUCGAAAUGCAGCACCUGCAACGGUUGCGAUUACCGACAGGACAGCCUGACGUUCGACAGCGAGUCGGACAUGGCACCGAACGCGGAGGAGGAGCUGCUGGUUGUGAAACCAUGGGGACCGCAACCGGAAAAGGAACGUUUGAGACCGCCGACGUACAACGCUGAGGAUUACGCGAUCGCACUGAGACGAUGGGGAAGACGUCCAUUAGGAACCGUUCAGGACUCUCAAGGCACCUUGCCGUCGACAACCAGUUCGAGUUCCGGCUACGCGUCCGGAAGUGGCGAGAUGACCUUGAGACAGUUCACGUCGGUUAGCGAGCUGCUAAAUAAACUCAGAGCCGACCUCAGGCUCGCCUUUCCCAGCUUCGUGCAGGAAUUCGCGUCGCCGCCUGCGGACGGAAUCACGUUGCUGCUGGAGACUCUGCGCGGCGUACAAUUGGCACAGAGCUCGCCGCCGACGUCGGGACAGACCGGGCCGAGGGUCGGCACCAGAAGAGCCGCUCUGGACGAAUUGGGAUGCGUUGAGUGUCUGGCCGCGUGCGGCGAACGAUGCGCCGAUGCGCCGCGACUGUUGGUGCAAGCGCAACCCGGUCUCCUGGCUCUGGCUGUUUGUCUGACCAGUAGUCUGAACCGGUCUCGGGUUCUGGCUCUUCAGCUGUUGACGAAAGUGUGUCAGGCACCAGGUGGACACGCGGCCGUAUCCGAAGCGGUUUCCACCCUGAGACUCAAGUACGGCGAGGGAGGAAGAUUCCGAUUUUUGGCGGGCGCUCUUCUAGCUCCCCGGGCGGCCAUCGCGCUGAGAGUCGCGGGGGUUUCGUUCUUGAACGCUUUUCUGAAGUCCGCGCCUCGCACGCAAACCAAAUUGUACAUCCAGGCUGAAGCUUGCGAAGCUGGUCUCGAGCCGCAAGUUCUUCAGGAAUGGCUGAGGGAGUUUGAUGGGCGCGAGGAUGACGCUCUGACUGACUUGCUGCACAAGGAAGUUCAGAAAUGGACGCACAACUGCGUCGACGUCGACGCUUUGCAACGCAGGGUGAUGCGCGCGGAAGAAGCGUGCAGAAUGCUCAGCAAGAAGGUGUCGCUCUUGCAGAUGCAACUCGAGAAACGGAAUUGCGACGACUCGGACGAGCGAGAUAAGUCGGCGUCGACGAUACUCACCGGCGCUACCAAAAGUCCGAAAGUGUCGUCGAACGCGGAGGACGAAGGUAUCAGCUCCUCGGAGAGAUCCAGCAGUCCCGAGGACACGAAACAGGCGAGAACCAAUCAUCAGAAGACGACGUCGAACACCGCGCAGAACAACGAUCAGGAAACAACGAUAGACGACGUCAUCGAAGAGCUGAGAAUCAUCGUGAAGGACGCCGAGGAGGAGUUCAGCGACAAGAUCCGGGAGUCGAAUCGCGCCGAUCAAGAAAUCGUCGUCUGCAACGAUCAAGAAUCGGCCAAGAGCAAACUGUACAAGUCGAAUUCCAAGAUCUCGUUGAACAACUCGGAAAGUUACAUUUACGACCAAAUAGCCAAGAGGAACAAACAGACGGAGAAACCGAGGUCGCACGCGGACUCGAACGCGUCCCAGAUGAAGGGCGAGCAGGUGACCUACUUCGGCAACGAUCAGGAUUACAGCACGGAUUCGAACGGCACGAAGAAACUGAGCCUCACAUGCGGGGAGGCACAGCACAGAAUAUCCAAGUCGUCGAUGGAAGGCAGCGUGAAGAUCGUGGUCAAGGGACCGGACGUGGAGGAGGCGAUAGUGCCGGCUAUUCUGCACCCGCAACCGCCAAGAAGAGCGCCUCCUUGCUUGUCGGCCAUCAUGGCCGUCAGACAUUGCGACUUCACCGAUCACGCGGAAACGUACAACUCGCACGACGAGGAGGUUGAGGAGGAAACUCUGGACGACGGCAGCGAUUCCCUGUUGAGCGCCUCCAGACUCAAGUACAACGGCAAGCAUCAUCAGAUGUACGACGGACAGGUGAGAAGUAUUAACGUAGAUCAGCUGCAGAAACAGGCAAAAAGUGACACCGUACUGAUGAAUUCGCGUCACAUCGACGUUAAAUUCAGGAAGAGUCUGGACGAUCUGCGCCGCUUCGACGAGAACGACGACGCGAGAACUAGAAAAACGUUGAGAACCUACGAGAGCGGAUCGAAAGCGAAGACGAUCGCGGACGCGAGACCGGUGAUCAAUCGACAAACGACCGACGUCUACAACAAGCAAUUCGAUUCAAAGGGAUUCGAGACGUCAUCCGGACGAUCCGUCGAUCAGCGAAUUCACCGACACAGUUCCAAGUACAGAAGCGAAGUGGAGAAGAGGAAAUACCUGCGUCGCUCGGCUAGUCACGAUUAUCUCGAGUCGAACGUGUCCAGUCCGCAGUCGAGACGUUCCGGGAGCAAAGUCGAGUGUCGCAUCAGAAAAUUCGAGAGUCUCAACUCGUUCGACGAACACCGAAGCCUGCAGAAUUACGGACGACUUAACUCGGACUCGGACAAUCUCGACAAGCGAGAGCAAACGCUGGCCGAUCUCACGAAAUUCAAAAUGCGCCGAUCGGAAUCAUUUCAUCACGUCUCCCAUCAUCACGCGUCGAAAAGGGAUCAGUGCUCGUCGAAGGGAGAAAGCGACAGCGGUCUGUUUUACAUCACGGAUUUUAAUCUGGAACCGCUCGUCGCGAGACGACCGCGAUCGAUCGACGCGCCGAAGUCUCCUAGUCUGCUGACGAAAUCCCUCGACAGGAUUGACGAGGGUUUGGACUCGAUGGUCGACAUCGUUAUUACGCAAGAGCAGCAAACAAGUCAGCAGUGGAACGGCGGCAAGCGUCGAUCAAAGGCGGAUAAAUGUCGCGACGAGAAACGCGAGUUGAUUAGAUCGAGGUCGUCGGUUAGACCCGAGGAUUUUUGCUCGUCCGACAAACAGACGAAACGGGAAAGCAAGAGCAGACACUUGAGAAACGACGAACUGUAUCAUCACGUCAACAACAAGCAACUGAGAAGCGACGAAUUUUACGAGGAACAGAGAACUCGCGAGUGGGAUUAUUACAACGAAUUGAAUUACGCGAAAGAUAAGGGCGAAGCGAACGAAGCGGACGACACACCCGUGAUAAUGUCCAACAUGAGGCACAAUUCGUUUCGCCAGAAGGACAAGAUCGGUCACAAUUUCUCGAACAGACCGAGCGAGUCGGGGAUCUUCGCCGGUCGAACGUACGAUACGUUCGGUCUCGGCAAGAGUCGCUUCAACGCGGGAAAAUAUUCGGGAAAUCAACAGGGAAUCAAGGAAAACCCGAUCGGUCGAAGAAACACGACGUCCUCGGUGAUAGGAAAGCGCGGAAAGGUGACGGACGUCGUGUCGGGACUUUACUGAACAACGCGACGACAUUCAUGUU